AAACCUACCGAAACUUAUUACAAAGAAUUAAUGUGGCCAGCAGGCCAUGUUUAAAUAGAACAUGAUUGUGAAAGAUCCUAAUAUUGCAGUAGUUGAUUGAUUAAAUCAUGGUUUUGUCCACAAAGCAGAAAGAAGAAUUAAAUAAAGCUAUAGCUGAUUAUUUACAACAAUGUGGCUAUUCACAAACUCUGGAGAGAUUUCAAGAGGAAGCCAACAUAGACAGUGACAUUGAGAAAAAAUACACAAAUUUAUUAGAAAAAAAAUGGACUUCAGUCAUAAGACUGCAGAGAAAGGUGAUGGAGUUAGAGACCCGCUUAAGUGAGGCAGAAAAAGAGCUGGAAACAGGAGGACCUUCUAAAAAGCAUCGUACUGCAGAAGAUUGGAUACCUCGAGCACCUGAAAAAUACACACUUAGUGGUCAUCGUAGUCCUGUAACUAGAGUUUUAUUUCACCCUGUAUAUAGUAUAAUGUUAACCUCAUCAGAAGAUGCCACAAUAAAGGUUUGGGACUAUGAAACUGGUGAUUACGAAAGAACGUUAAAAGGUCAUACAGAUGCAGUACAAGAUUUAGCAUUUGAUCACCCUGGACGACAUUUAGCAUCAUGUUCGGCUGAUAUGACAAUUAAAAUAUGGGAUUUUCAGACAUAUGAAUGUGUGAAAACUUUACAUGGUCAUGACCAUAAUAUAUCUUCAGUAUCUUUUAUGCCAUCCGGCGAUUACUUAGUGUCAGCCUCUCGUGAUAAAACUGUCAAAAUGUGGGAGGUAGCCACAGGAUAUUGUAUUAAAACAUUUACUGGUCAUCGAGACUGGGUACGAAGUGUUGAAGUUAGCCCUGAUGGUUUGUUAUUAGCUACUGGUUCAAAUGAUCAGACGAUAAGAGUUUGGGUGGUAGCAACAAAAGAGUGUAAAGUUGAGCUGUCUGACCACGACCACGUUAUAGAAGCUGUGGCAUGGUCAAACGAAAAAUGUGUUCAAUAUAUAAACGAAGCAACUGGUAGUGACAAAAAGAAUGCUCUUCCUGGUCCUUUCCUGGCAUCAGGAUCUAGAGAUAAAAGUAUUAAAAUAUGGGACGUUGGUACCGGCGUGUGUCUUUUCACCUUGAUCGGCCAUGACAAUUGGGUCCGGCACGUUCAGUUCCAUCCUGGUGGCAAAUUCCUGAUGAGCUGUUCAGACGAUAAAACAUUACGCACUUGGGACUUGAAGAACCAGAGGUGUACAAAAACAUUAAUGGCACAUGAACAUUUCUGCACUACUUUCGAUUUUCAUAAUUCAUCUCCCGUUGUGAUCACAGGGAGUGUCGAUUUGACAGCCAAAGUGUGGGAUUGUCGCUGAUAAAAGAGUGUCGUUUAUGCUUACGUUGUAUGAGCCAUGCGUUGAUGCUUUAGUGGCUUCCUCCUUUAUUUACACAUUUACCCAUACCACUAUUAUCAAACGAAAAGCGAAACAUACAAAAGAGAACGUGAUAAAAGAAAGACCAGAAUGACUUUGUUAGAAAAAAAAACUAAAUACUUAUGUAAUUUCACCUUUUCAUUCUGUUAAAUGAUUUCAUUUUACUUCUUUUUUUCAAAGAAAUUCACAUGUAGAAGUACCUAGGUAUAAUAAAGUGUUAGUCUCUUUUUGUUGAAAUUUCAGUGUCUUUGGGUAUAUUGCAAUACACAGCAGUUGCGACCUCUUGUAUCUUUGGAUAUCUUCUAGUUUGGACCUGGCUAACUUUGUAGGUUUUAUUAAAAAAAUGAUCGUCAUAACGAAUGCUCAAAAUUUUUCUUUUCUUUUUGAAAUAAUUAUUGGAUGUAGCUUUUCUGGUAAGGGGUGUGUAUGUGUGUCUGUGUGAUUUAAAAUAAUUAUUUAUUUUAAUACAGUUUUUAUUUGUACGUGUAGUGUUUUCUUUUAAGUGUUAGUUUUUUUGCCAGGGAGAUUUCUAGAUAAUGAAAAUAUGUUAGUCGGAAAAAGACAAAUGCUUAGUCAGCAUAUUUUUGUUGUUGUUUACUAUCUAAGUAGCAUUAUAUACCGUGAGCAUGUUACAUGGAGUACUUCACAAAAUAUUUUUUACUUAGUUGAAAAUAAAAAAAGUAUAUCUAGUA
Hydractinia symbiolongicarpus is the source of this 2080-nucleotide messenger RNA. RefSeq names its product lissencephaly-1 homolog. The record is from RefSeq and is a predicted model, not a curated record. Gene Ontology annotation, cellular component: cytoplasmic microtubule; microtubule associated complex; kinetochore. Gene Ontology annotation, biological process: vesicle transport along microtubule; microtubule organizing center organization; nuclear migration. NCBI's taxonomy places the organism in Eukaryota, Metazoa, Cnidaria, Hydrozoa, Anthoathecata, Hydractiniidae. Gene Ontology annotation, molecular function: dynein complex binding; microtubule plus-end binding. The transcript has 16 exons. The coding region runs from base 108 to 1331 and encodes 407 amino acids.